This is a messenger RNA of Helicoverpa armigera (cotton bollworm), 367 nucleotides long. RefSeq names its product large ribosomal subunit protein eL38 (gene RpL38). Gene Ontology annotation, molecular function: structural constituent of ribosome. Gene Ontology annotation, cellular component: ribosome; cytosolic large ribosomal subunit. Gene Ontology annotation, biological process: protein-RNA complex assembly; translation. The transcript is spliced from 5 exons. Bases 121 to 333 code for a protein of 70 amino acids. The record is from RefSeq and is a predicted model, not a curated record. NCBI's taxonomy places the organism in Eukaryota, Metazoa, Arthropoda, Insecta, Lepidoptera, Noctuidae.
AAAUUAACUAAAGUGUCACUGUCAACUGUCAUUUGUCUGUCAUUCAUUUGAGGUUUAGACCUUCUCUUCCGUUCUUUACGAAGUUUGACAGUUCUGCCCAAGAACAUAGUCGCCUUCAACAUGCCGCGUGAAAUCAAAGACAUCAAAGAUUUCCUUCUAAAGGCACGCAGGAAAGAUGCCAAAUCUGUCAAGAUAAAGAAGAACCCCGAGAACGUGAAGUUCAAAGUGCGAUGCUCACGCUUCCUGUACACGCUGGUGAUCACUGACAAGGAGAAGGCGGAGAAACUUAAACAGAGCUUACCGCCAGGUCUCCAGGUGAAAGAAGUUAAGUGAUGUGACUAGAAAUUAAUAAAUAAACUUAAACCCA